AUGGGUGCAGGGGGUGCAUGUGGAUAUGGAGGUGGAGUAGAGGAAGAACCAUUUUCAUCAAAAGUGUCAGCGGGAGGUCCAUCUUUGUACAAAUCAGGGAAAGGAUGUGGGGCGUGUUACCAGGUGAAAUGCACAAGCAACAAGGCAUGCUCUGGAGCACCUGUGACAGUGGCUAUAACAGAUGAGUGCCCUGGUUGCACUUCCGAGUCUGUUCACUUUGACUUAAGUGGCACUGCUUUUGGAGCCAUGGCCAUUUCUGGUCAGGCUGAUCAGCUACGUAAUGCUGGAGUCUUGCAGAUUCAAUACAAACG
Morus notabilis is the source of this 311-nucleotide messenger RNA. RefSeq names its product putative expansin-B2. The transcript has a single exon. Lineage: Eukaryota; Viridiplantae; Streptophyta; Magnoliopsida; Rosales; Moraceae. Gene Ontology annotation, biological process: sexual reproduction. The record is from RefSeq and is a predicted model, not a curated record. Gene Ontology annotation, cellular component: extracellular region. The annotation marks the transcript as partial.